GAAUACCUCUACACCCCUUCAAGAAAGAAAUAGGGCAUUGCCCGGAUCCAAGAAAAAGACAAAGAAUGUCAAAGAUCUUCAGUCAAACAGGCACCUCCAGUAGCCUUCUCUAUUCUUCUUCGACGUCAGCAGCUACAAGCGCACGGACAAGAAACGGAGCUGGUGCAGGUCUGGUGUUCGCCGCGACAGACGGAAGCGGCGGCGGUAGCGGCCCCGCCGCCUUCAUACAACCCUUCCCGUUUCUUGAAAAAAGAAAAAAGCCCGCCCCCGCCCGAACCGCCGACCCUUUGGGCUUCUGCAUGGGCCUUGGAACCGCCUGUAGCCCCCCUCGCGAACCGCCUCCGGUUCCGCGCGAUUUCCUCCCGGUUCACCCACCUGCACGCCGCCCACUCCGCUUCCGUUGGCGCCCGGGAGCUCGUGUGCCCGAACCGGGUUUGUUACGCGGUCCGCCCGGCAUGUGGCUGGACAAGAACCAACGGCCGGCGGAGGAGGAGCACGCGGGGGCGGCACCGCCCUCUUUGAAGAUGGGCAUUUCCGACUUGAGAACCGGGGUUUUGGGGAUGAAGGAUAACUGUGACGGCGGCGGUAGUGGCGGCAACGGCGACGGGGAAAUGGAGAGAGGCGGCUGUUCGUCGCAAUUGAUGAGGGGAAGCGACGAGGAGGAGAACGGCGGUGGAACAAAACACUCUUAAUCCAAAACAAAAGGUUGCUUUAGCAAAGCUGCUGAAUCUUCGUCCACGCCAAGUUGAAGUGUGGUUCCAAAACAGAAGAGCAAGGAUUAAGCUGAAGCAGACGGAGGUAGACUGCGAGCAUCUAAAGAGGUGCUGCGAGAGACUGAAGGAGGACAACAAAAGGCUGCAGAAGGA
Cuscuta campestris is the source of this 866-nucleotide messenger RNA. NCBI's taxonomy places the organism in Eukaryota, Viridiplantae, Streptophyta, Magnoliopsida, Solanales, Convolvulaceae. The record is from the annotation of a GenBank genome assembly.